GUUUGUUUCCAAAGUGAGGCGCCGUUAUCUCAAGUGAACGUCCCGUUCCGUAAUCAGUCUGAGGCGGACCAGUGGUGUCCAUUCCUCGAGACACUGACCGACGCGGAGAUGGAGAAGAAGAUCAGAGAUCAGGACAGGAAUACCCGGCGAAUGAGACGACUGGCCAACACGGCCCCCACCUGGUAG
Molecule: messenger RNA, 186 nt
Organism: Oppiella nova
Lineage: Eukaryota; Metazoa; Arthropoda; Arachnida; Sarcoptiformes; Oppiidae
Source: the annotation of a GenBank genome assembly